UGGGCGCUCCCCCCUCCCUGCCCUCCGUUCCCGCAGUUCCCGAUGGUUCUGCGGCUGGAAGCGUCAUGAGAGCCCCAGCUAGUCAGAGAGCUGUGCUGUGUGCCCCAGAGCUGCUGUCAGGGCUCGCUGGCACCACCCGUCAUUAGAGGAAACUCUGCCACAGAAACGUCAGGGUCCGGCCGCGGGUGGAGCAAAGGGAUCCCGGGUGUGGGGAAAGGCUGUAAAAGUGACAGGGAAAGCUGUCCCAGAAGGAAAAUGUGGUGCAGAGGCAUCGCCCCGCCGUUGUGGGGUCCCUGUGUGGAACACCACGUGUCCUGCCCGCCUGUCCCUGCUGUGGGACAGGUUAUCUGCCAACAGCUUUCCUAAAGGCCGGCAGCUGUGCUGUUUGAAGGGUCGGCACUUCCCCUGAAAAUGUGCCAGAUGGAUUUCCAGAGCCGGCUUGCCUUCCCAGUGGGGUUAUUGCUGUGCUGUGCUCUUCAGACAUCUGCUGGUCAGCAUCUCGCAUCUCACAACUGCUCCAGUGAUGCUCAGAGAACACCCUUCAGCCACUCCUGUAAGAUUGACCUACCCACGUCCUCCCAGAUUAAGGUGGAAGCAGAUCCCUUACAGCAUGAUGAAGACAGCAGUGGGGUGCAGCUGGAUCCUGGAGAGGCUGAGGAAAAUGAAGAGCAGAAUAUAAUUUUUAGGCACAACAUCUAUGUGCACACACCCAAAGGGAACUGUAAAACUUUGACCCACAUUAAGGAUCUGUUGGAAAGGAUGGAGAAGUUUGAGAAGGAAGUGGCAGAGCUGAGGGAAGUUUGCAGCCCUCAGAAGUGCUGUGGGGGAAGCCAAGGCGUCCCUCCCUGCAGCGGCCGUGGGACUGUUCGACAGACCUGCGGCCAUGAGUGUGCCUAGGGCUGGCAGGGCAGCGACUGCUCCCACCCCACCUGCCCCGGCCGCUGCAGCGGCCACGCCUGGGACAGCGGGACAUGUGUCUGUGACGAGCCUUUCUUUGGGGAGGACUGCAGCCUUCGGCUCUACCCAGAGAACUGCAGCGGCCACGGGACCUGUGACACGGCCACAGGGGUGUGGCAGUGCCAUGAGGAGUUCACGAGCGAGGACUGUGCCGACAAAGGAUGUCCUGGGGACUGCAGUGGCAAUGGGUUCUGUGAAACAGGAGAGUGCUGCUGCCACGAUGGCUUGUUUGGCCUCGACUGCUCCCAGGUGCUUGCUCCCCAGAACCUGCAGCUGCUGAACUCCACUGAGAGCUCUCUGGCUCUCAGCUGGGAUCCAAUGGCUGAUGUGGAUAAUUACGUCCUUACCUAUUAUCCAGCUAGAUAUGAGAUGUUGGUGAAACAAAUCCACGUUCCCAAAGAGCAGCUCAGCUACAAGAUUAUGGGACUCCGCCCUGGCACCACCUACAGUGUCACACUUUGUGACUUGAAGAAGGGGAUUGCCAGUGAGCCCAAGGAUCUAGAAGCAAGUACAGUCCUGUCUGCACUCAGUGCCAUCUGGGUGACAGAGGAGAUGGAGCACUCACUGGAAGUGGAGUGGGAGAACCCACCAACAGAUGUGGAUUAUUACAAGCUAAAAUUCAGAUCCCUAGUGGAGAUGGAUGAGAAGCAGGUCAUGAUGCCCAAAAGCAAUGACCCUAAGAGCAGAUACGUCCUGACUGGCCUGAAGCCUGGCACAGUGAAAGACAACACAGAGGGGAAACCAUCCUCUGUGACUGUGAGGACUGGAGUUGAUAGCCCAACCAAUGUGACAACCGACCAAGUGGCAGAGGAUACAGCCACUGUCUCUUGGAAUAAAGUGGAGGCUCCUAUAGACAGGUAUAUGGUGAGAUACACCUCAGCUGAUGGGGACACCAAGGACAUAGAGGUGGGGAGUGACAACAACAUGAUCACCUUAGUGGAUCUGAAGCCAGGCAUGGAAUAUGUCAUCCACAUCUGGGCAGAGAAGGGGCCCCAGAGGAGCAAGAAGGCAAGCACCACGACUGUGACAGGUGAGCUGUAG
This is a messenger RNA of Corapipo altera (White-ruffed manakin), 1998 nucleotides long. RefSeq names its product tenascin-N-like. The record is from RefSeq and is a predicted model, not a curated record. NCBI's taxonomy places the organism in Eukaryota, Metazoa, Chordata, Aves, Passeriformes, Pipridae. Gene Ontology annotation, molecular function: protein binding.